Molecule: messenger RNA, 2421 nt
Organism: Fonticula alba
Lineage: Eukaryota; Rotosphaerida; Fonticulaceae
Exons: 9
Coding region: 116-2263 (715 amino acids)
Biological process (GO): aspartyl-tRNA aminoacylation
Cellular component (GO): mitochondrion; cytoplasm
Molecular function (GO): aspartate-tRNA ligase activity; ATP binding
Source: RefSeq, a predicted model, not a curated record
CCCUCUCCCCGCCGCCCCCCUCUCCGCCCCUCUGCCCCGGGCCAGCCCCUCCGCCGGGUUGUGCUUUGCUCUCCCGCCUCGCUUUUUCUUCUUCUUUUUUUUUUCCACCGAGCUCAUGCCGCCUCUGCUGCGCGCCCUGCCCCUCGCGGCUUGGCGAUCGUGCCGAGGCUUGACCGGCUGCGUGCCCCGUCGGCCGGCGGGUGCCUGGAGCCGGGCGCUCUCCAGUCUGGCCGCCGAUGCGGCCGGGCGGCCGGCCCCGGUGGACCCGGCGCCUUCGGCCGGGUGCCCAGCGCCGGCGGCCCCCGGUCCAGGGGCCGACCUCCACUGGAACUUCGAGCCCCGGUCGCACCUCUGCGGUGACAUCUCCGAGGGCCUGGUCGGCCAGUCGGUCAGGCUGAAUGGCUGGCUGCAGAAUCCCCGGUCCAUGAGCGAGCAGCUGGUGUUCCGCACCCUGCGCGACCACUCGGGCGUGGCGCAGCUCGUGUGGGAGGCGCCGGCCGGCGGCCUGCCCGCGGUGGGGGACCUGCUGCGCUCUCUGCCGCUGGAGACCGUGGUCCAGUUGACCGGGACCGUGAUCAGCCGGCCGGACGCCUCCAAGCGCCAGCACGCCGGGGCCGGGGUGACCGACGGCCUGGUCGAGGUGGCCGUGCACACGAUCACCCCCCUGGGCCGGCCGGUGGCCAGCGGCCUGCCCUUUCCCAUUGGCACCGGCAAGGCGCCGGGGCCGGCGGCCGCGGUGCAGGAUGACCGCCUGAAAUUGCAGUACCGGUAUCUGGACCUCCGGGCGGCCGGGCUGCAGGGGAACCUGCGCCAGCGCCACCGGACCCUGCGAACGGCCCGCCGAAUCCUCGACGCGGCGGGCUUCGUGGAAAUCGAGACGCCCACUCUCUUCAAGGCCACGUCCGAGGGGGCGCGCGAGUUCCUGGUCCCGGCCCGGGCUCCUGGGCGCUUUUACGCCCUGCCCCAGAGCCCGCAGCAGUACAAGCAGCUUCUCAUGGUGGCCGGCUUUGACCGGUACUACCAGGUGGCCCGGUGCUGGCGCGAUGAGGACCUCCGCGCGGACCGGCAGCCGGAGUUCACCCAGCUGGACAUCGAGAUGUCGUACGCCACGCCGGCCAUCGUGAAGAAGACCGUGCACGAGGUCAUCAGCGCCAUCUGGGCCGAGGCAAAGGGCGUCACGCUGCCCGAGGAGUUCCCCGUUCUGUCCUUCGAUGACGCGAUUCGCAUGUACGGCAGCGACAAGCCCGACACCCGCUUCGACAUGAUUAUCCACGACUUGUCGACGGUCGCCCGCAAGAGGUCCUCCUUCGCCCCCUUCCGGCGGGUCUUCGACGAAGCCGCCGCCGGCCCCGGGGGUGCGGCCACGCUGGAGGCCUUUGUCGUGCCGGGCGCCCUGCCCCGGAUGUCGAAGUCUGCCUGGCGUGCCCUUUCCAAGGCCUCCCGCAAGGGUCACUUUGUGAUUGCGGCCGAAGUGACGGCCGACCGUGGGCUUGCCGCGGUCGGUGCCAGCACUGCCCUCUUUGACUUCCCUGACAAGCAGUCGACCGGCAUCCAGGCCGAGAUUCUCGGCCCCCUGGGCGCGGUCCCUGGCGACACCAUUGUUUUUGUGGCCAGCCCACCUCGUCUCCCCGGUGCCGCCAGCACCGAGGCCGGCCGUCAGCGGCUUGACGUCUUUCAGCGGCUCGCCCAGCUGGAUCCCGCCUGGGCCGAGCCCCUCUUGCAGCAGGAUCACUUCCUGUGGGUCGAGGACUUCCCCCUGUUCACGGUGGAGCAUGACGAGCAAACGGGCGAGUUUCGUCGCGAAUCGACGCACCACCCAUUCACCGCACCCCACGAGGAGGAUGUGGGCCUGCUCUUCUCGGCAGACCCGCGCGAUCAUGCGCGCAUUCGUGCCCAGCACUAUGACCUUGUGCUCAAUGGCUCGGAGCUGGGUGGCGGGAGCAUCCGCAUCCACCGGGCCGAUGUCCAGCAGCAUGUCUUCCGGCACAUCCUGAACCUCUCCGAAACACAAGUGGCCGAGUUUGACCACCUGGUCGAGGCCCUCGGGUAUGGAGCCCCCCCGCAUGGGGGAAUCGCCCUCGGGGUGGACCGCUUGGUGGCUUCGGUGGUCGGAGCGGCCAGCUUGCGCGAGGUGAUUGCCUUCCCGAAGUCCACCUCGGGCGCGGACUUGACUGUCGGCUCGCCGAGCGCCGUGCCGACAGCCGACAUUCGCCUGCAGGAGCUGCGGGCCGCCCUUGCAGCCGGCGCCGACGGCCACCGAUAGAGCCGAUCGGCCUGGCCGCCAUCCUUGGGAGAGGAGGAAGCGCGGCCCUCCCGAAGGGCCCCCCUCCGCCCUCCCGCGUCCCCCAUGCCCCUUCCCAGCAUGAAGCAAAAUAGACGCGCCCAGGGCAUGCUGUGUGGAGAUUUUCGAGGUACAUUUUU